AUGCAGUCCGGAAUCUCAGUCUCCCAAGAACUCCAAAUCGCCUUCACAAGCUUCACCACCGAGGCCACCCAAUUCUGCCUUCCGGUGACCAUCCAAUCCGAGCGCCUGACCCCGCUACCCGCGCUGCCCUUCGCCUCGACCUCGACCUCGAAUGCCUCCAGCUUCUACGCCUCCCUCCCGCAACUCACCACCGUCCUGGAACCCAAGACCCCGAUCUACCUGCUCCUCCGCCGGCCCACCACCGACUCGCAACAUGAACUCCUCGCCCUGACCUACAUCCCCUCCAACGCGGGCGUGCGCAACAAGACCCUCUUCGCGGCGACGCGCGCCACGCUCGCCCGCGAACUCGGCACGGAGAAGUUCGCGGCGACCAUCUUCGCCACGGACGAGGAGGAGGUGAUCGGGGAGGCGGCGUGGCAGGAGCGGGAGGCGGAGAGGGCCCGGAAGGAUGCCGGUGGCACCGCGGAUGCAGGACUGGGGUGGAGGCGGGAGGAUCUGAUGGGCGACAAGGAGCGGGAGUUGGAGGCCGUGAGGCGCGCGGAGGAGGAGGCCCGGUCCGGCACCCCCGGCCGGGAUAUUGGCAUCGGGGGCACCUUCCAGCGGGGCAGUUUGUUCGCCGCGGGGGGCACGGGCGGGGGCGCGUCGGGCAUGCGCAUCCAGAUGCAUGUGGACGAUGAGGUUAAGGCGGCUCUUGCGGGGUUGCGGGCUGGUGGGCUGGUGCAGUUGGCCAUCGAGGUCAAGUCGGAGGCUUUCAAGGUGGCUGUCGCUGAGUCGGGCGUCGAGGCCAACGCCGUCCAGUCGCACAUCCCGGAAUCCUCGCCGCGGUACACGUUCUAUCACUACCCUGACUCCGACACCGUGGUCUUCAUUUACACCUGCCCGUCGGGUUCGUCGAUCCGAGAGCGCAUGCUGUACGCUAGUUCCCGCAUGCACGCGCUCGCGCUGGCUGAAGAGCAGGGACUGAAGGUCUCGAAGAAGAUCGAGGCAUCCUCUCCCGACGAGAUCUCCGGCGAGAGGCUGCAGGAAGAGGUCCACCCGCAACAAAGCACCGGACCCAGUCGCGGGUUCGCGAGACCGAGACGUCCCGGACGGUAA
Molecule: messenger RNA, 1095 nt
Organism: Aspergillus brunneoviolaceus CBS 621.78
Lineage: Eukaryota; Fungi; Ascomycota; Eurotiomycetes; Eurotiales; Aspergillaceae
Product: twinfilin
Exons: 4
Coding region: 1-1095 (364 amino acids)
Biological process (GO): barbed-end actin filament capping; actin filament depolymerization
Cellular component (GO): actin filament; cytoplasm
Molecular function (GO): actin monomer binding; actin filament binding
Source: RefSeq, a predicted model, not a curated record